Molecule: messenger RNA, 1062 nt
Organism: Caenorhabditis auriculariae
Lineage: Eukaryota; Metazoa; Nematoda; Chromadorea; Rhabditida; Rhabditidae
Source: the annotation of a GenBank genome assembly
AUGGCAAAUCCAUAUAAUUCGACUUUCCAGAGAUUCCAAUUCGACUUCAGACCAGAACCGCAGGUGCAGCUUUUUUGAGUCUUUUUUUAACUACAUGAUAACUUUCAGAAAAUGAAAAAUGAGGCAGUUGCGAAAUUUCUUCCUUUCCAGAGUGCGAGAAGCUCUCGGCAGCUUUUCAACUUUGAAAAAAAGACUCCAUUCUUCAAGGUUCUUGCCAUGAUUUAUAGCAAAAGACCUAAAAAUUUCAAAAUGUAGAAUUUAUCUUUCGAAAAAGAAUUAAAAAAAUAAAAGCGGAAUAACUUCUCAAAAUUCAUUCAAUGAAGAUUUCGAACGUUUACUUUCAGAGAAAUUUUUUCUCGACAAAUGAAAGCGCUCCUCGUCGUCUAAUACCUCGCCCAAGGUUCGAAAAGAAGAAAAAGCCCUCAAAAAUCAAAAGAGGUAUUUAUCAAACGCACCUUCUAAGAAGGAAAAGUAGUUGUCCCAAUAAACUUUUUUUUGAAGAAGAACGAGAAGAAUUCUAUGACGGCGUUCAUUACUAUGUUUCGGCGAAUGGAAGCCUGGUGCCCUUCAAGGUGGAUUUGAAAUUCUGGCUUCUCAGAAGUGACGAAUUGCAGUAUUUUUAGAGAGGGACGUUUUUGAUAAGAUAUUCGGACUUGAGCGAGUCAAAUUACGACGACCAUAUUUGGUUGGUGGAGAACCACGUGCUUCUGUUGAAGUAUGCCCUCGUCUCGUCCAGCGGACAUUCUAAAACGUAUAAAAAGACGAAUCGGGUUCGAACUUGUUAAAUAUCUUAUUCUGCUAUUUGAAAAAAGUUCUCUAGUUUUUUUUUCUUCAGUAUGCGGCGUGGGAUCGAGAGAAGCCUUAUCUAUACUGCUCUUUGGAUGAAGGAUCAGUUGGCGCAAAGGAUAUCAGCACUGUGGAGGUAGUUUCAUGGUAAAUGAAGUGGUGCAACGAUUUUUGAAGGUCGUCGAGAUCAGAAACUUUCCAGCCGGCGAAUUCCUUUACAAUGAAGCUCAGGCUUUGAAAGACAACGGCAGACUACACGAUUCUGCCUUCGAUUAG